AUUAGAAUAGUGCUGUAUAUAUAUUUAAGAGAACAGAUUUAGUUUAUAUACAUUAAAGUGUAAUAAUGAAGACAUCGUUGUAUGUGGUGUUGGUAUUGUUACCUGUAUAUACAAGAUCUAUUGUCUUUCCAACUCAAGGCGAAGACCCUCUUAUUGCCGUACUGGAUAAGGAUAAAAAGGUCAGCUUCAUUAACCCCGCCGGUGGAAACAACACGCCUGUUUUGGAAACCAUUGCCUUGAUGAGUAGUGGGCGUGGUGCGUCGUCUGCUAUUGACUUUAAUUAUAAUGGAAAGUUAAUCUACUGGACAGACAUCGCUGCUCAUAAGGUGUAUAGUGUAAAAGUUGAUGGUGGUGAUGAAGAACAAAAGGUUGUACUAGAAGGUGACCUGGAUAAACCCGAAGGUCUGGCUUAUGAUUGGAUACAUAAUCAUUUAUAUAUUAGUGAUCGGAUGAAUGAUAAUAUCCUGGUAAUCAACCCCGAUACAGGAGCGAGGAAAACUUUAUUAAGUCAUGUGGGUUACCCACGAGAUAUAGAAGUCGAUCCUAGAACUGGGUGGUUAUAUUUGAUUGCUGGUGAUGAAGAAUCGGCCAAAUUGAUGAGGACUACUUUAGAUGGCAGGUACCAUGAGCUGAUAACUCGUGAACUAGAUUAUCCAAUCAGAUUAGCAUUAGAUUAUGACGAACAGAGAUUGUACUGGACUGAAGGUACCUUUAACAUGAUUAAAAGUAUUGGUGUUAAUGGAGAAAACCUGACCACCGUUUAUACACCAUAUUCUACAUGGGACUUUACACCUGUAGAUAUCACCAUAUCCGGGGAUUACUUGUAUUGGGUGCAGAAUAUGAGAAAACUCCUUCGUAUACCAAAACAUGGUGGCAGCGAAGUUACUCGAUAUGAGAACCUGGAACAAUAUGGCCGCUGGCAUAUAAGGCAACAUUCUCUUAUGGGAAUUUGUGCCAUUGAUCCACGAAAACAAGCAGAUAGCCCCAAUGUGUGUGGAACGAAUAAUGGUGGGUGUUCCCAUUUCUGUCUUCCGAGUCUGCUAUCUUCUAAUAGGUCACCCACCUGCACCUGCCCAGAUGGUCUGACCUUAACGGCUGAUAAAGCUACUUGUUCAGUUUAAACUUAGUUUCAAAUAACACGUAAAUGUAUCUUUUUGGACACCGCAGUAACAAAUAAAUAAGAUAUUUUGCAUAUUAA
This is a messenger RNA of Patella vulgata (common limpet), 1198 nucleotides long. RefSeq names its product low-density lipoprotein receptor-related protein 4. The transcript is spliced from 7 exons. Bases 66 to 1121 code for a protein of 351 amino acids. The record is from RefSeq and is a predicted model, not a curated record. Gene Ontology annotation, molecular function: protein binding. NCBI's taxonomy places the organism in Eukaryota, Metazoa, Mollusca, Gastropoda, Patellidae.